AUGGCACCGAAAAUUGCUAUCGUUUACUACAGCACCUGGGGCCAUGUCGCCAAACUAGCCCAGGCUGAAGCUGAGGGUAUCAAAGCCGCAGGAGGCACUGCAGAUCUCUUUCGAAUCCAGGAGACCCUAUCCGCUGAGGUCCUCGCCAAGAUGAAGGCUCCCAGCCAAGAAGCGUCUGGCGUUCCGGUUCUCACGGACCCGUCACAACUAGAAGUUUACGAUGCUUUCCUCUUCGGCAUCCCAACGCGCCUCGGCAACUUCCCGGCGCAGUGGAGAACCUUCUGGGAUUUGACCGGCAAGCAAUGGUUUGCUGGUUCAUUCUGGGUGUGUUAUGCUUCUCUCCUCUCAUUCUGGGAGAGCGCGCUUGCUGACAACGAGGUCGCUUACCAGGGCAAGUAUGCUGGCCUCUUCGUCUCGACCGGCGGCCAGGGUGGUGGACAGGAAAGUACUGCGCUGGCGUCGAUGAGCACGCUUGCCCAUCAUGGCAUGAUCUACGUGCCGCUUGGCUACAAACCCGUCUUCAAGCAGCUGACCGACCUUUCUGAGGUGCACGGUGGCAGUCCUUGGGGUGCUGGCUCAUUCGCCGAUAACAAUGGCUCCCGUCCGCCCUCAGCGUUCGAGCUCGAGAUCGCGAGAGAACAGGGCAAGGCAUUCUAUGAACUUGUCUCGCGCGUGUCGUUCGCGCAACCGAACGGUCCGCUAGAGCAGGCACCAAUUGCUGCGAAUGAAGAGGCGAACACAGUACAGGAGCAUGCUGCUGCUAGUCAUUGAAAUAGGGGUGAUGAACGAUAGAAUAUAAAAUCAAACAAAAACUAGAGUAUUUAAGCAGAAAAUCGAAUUCCGAAAUAUCCUGGC
Messenger RNA from Dissoconium aciculare CBS 342.82, 855 nucleotides. Its product is annotated as benzoquinone reductase. NCBI's taxonomy places the organism in Eukaryota, Fungi, Ascomycota, Dothideomycetes, Mycosphaerellales, Dissoconiaceae. Gene Ontology annotation, molecular function: oxidoreductase activity; FMN binding. The record is from RefSeq and is a predicted model, not a curated record. The transcript has 5 exons. The coding region runs from base 1 to 771 and encodes 256 amino acids.